AUGGCCACUGUCACUCACGCUGAAUCGACCGCCGCCAACGUCUCAAGUCUUGAAACACAGCUGAGCGCGAGCCUCGCCGACCGUAGUUCAAACGCUGAGAUAGUGGCCACUUUGGAACAGUACCGCCGCACCCGCGACGACGAUGUCUUCCGCGGCCCUCACAACGCGCCCGAUCGCGCCGUCGAGGAACAGAUCUGGGAAGCGCACUCCCGCGUAAACGCCCACUACAAGAAGCUGCUCAGCCAGCUGAACAAAGACGGAAGAAACCGCAUCGUUGAGGCUCGGAAGCUCAAGAAGGAAUACAUCGACUUCAUUAAGUCUAGCCAGCGCUUCUACAGGCAUCGUAUCCAGCAGCUAGACGAGCACUACGGUGGUAUUAAGGAAAUCCGGCAUGCUGCUCAGAUGGUUUCGCGAAGCGGGAAGGGGAAGCAACUUGAGUCCGCGAUUGCCCCUGAAAUCAGGCAAAAAGUUCUUUUUUCCUGCUACCACACGUUGGUCCAUCUUGGGGAUCUCUCGCGCUACCGUGAGACCACGGCUGCCGAGAAGGAAUACAAUUGGGGCCCAGCCGUGGGCUAUUACAGUCUUGCGAUGGAGAUAUAUCCCGAUUCUGGCAUGGCUCACAACCAGCUGGCUGUGAUUGCUCUUACGGACGGUAACCACUUCCGCGCAACGUAUCACCUCUAUCGAUCGUUGUCUGUGAAAGAGCCAUACCCCUUGGCAAAGGACAACCUUGAAAGGGAGUUCAAAAAGAUUUUGAUUGCAUCGGAGAAAGGCGAGCUCAUCAGCAAAACUCGGUUAGGGACUCCAAUUGGGCCAACGCUUGUUGCUCACCUCGUCCGCCUACACAGCAAGUGCUACAAGGGAGAUGAUUUCCCAGAGCACGACGAGUUGGAGAAUGAGGUGUUGAGCCAGCUUGCCGUUGAGUUAAAGGAGCGAUCACUGGAAGGUCUCCUACAAAAGAUCACGUUGGUCAACAUUGCUGCUGAGCAUCAUGCCGUGACACAGUUACAAGACGGCAAGUCGGCGGCACUUCGCCCGUUCUUUUACUUCUUGCGAUUGAAUGUGAAGACAUUCUUCACCUUGCUCCAGGUCCUCCAGCCGGAACUAGAACGCUUGACUGGAGAAGGUGAUGAUCUCGUUGCAGGAGACCGUCAACAGCAGCCAGCGGACAACGUUUCGGCGGUCGCGCGACGAACUCUGCCUGCGGUCCGCCUCUACAGCGCUUGGUUUUCGAAGAAUCGUUCUCUACUUUCAUCUGAGAUCUCGGGCUCGCUGUCUAACGUUGAAACCCAACAGCUCUGGAAAGCUUAUGCCGAGACUCUGACCCUCCUCAAAUCAGCGUUCCCAGUACCAGAUCUUCCCACGGAGGAUUAUAUGCUGGAGGAAGAUACCGAUACUCUUGGCUUCGCACCACUGGAAUCCGAGUACACCAAGAAAACCUGGUUCUCCGGUGACACCUUAAAGGCGAGGUGGUCUGACGAGGGCAUAGGCAGGAACUUGCCUAAUGUGGAGAUGCUCAUGCGUGUUCGCGAUUUGCUCAUAGAUGGCGCGUUCCUGAUGCAAGAUGAGACUGUCCCUUUGGCGUUCGACAAUGAACGGUUCAUAUAUCAGGAAGCCGACGUGCCUUCUCAGCUUCUUGCUAACUCGAGUAAUGAAGCCGAUUCACCGCCCGCUGCUGCAACUGUCGACCUUUUAGACAUCGCUCAAGCUGUCACCCCUGAAGCCGUACCAGAUGACCAGAUGUCGCGGCUUGCGCCGUCCGAAUCAAACACAUCUGCAAUCAUGAACAAGAUGGUAGACAACCUAGUCGGCGAUGAGGUCCUCGAUCCGCUCCCAGAAGAGGACGAAAACAUUCCGCCCACGCCACCGGAGCAGACUUUCAUGGAUACCGUGCAGCUCGGCGAUCGUGUUUACGCGCCCAUGAACGCGGGGGAUCUUGUGCAGCAAGUGAUGAACUACGGCAAAUCGAAUCGCUCACCGGCAACUCCGGUACGCACGCCUGUGCACACCCCAUCGCCAAAGAUCACACAGCUGCCGUAUCUUCCUCCACUCCCCUAUUCAGACGAUAUCUGGAAUCCAAAUUACCGCUCUCCGGGACCGUCCUCUCCCCUGUUUCCGCCAGGGCUUGAGCCGCGUGGAGCAAACGGCUACUCAGCGGGCCACUCCCGCGACCAUUCCAGCGCAUCCAUUCGGACGUCGGUGCCCAUCGCCGACUCGCGGAACGGGUCCUCUGUUACGCCUGUUGGCAAUCUUCCGCACUACCAGCAAGGGUAUGCGAACAACGGGUACGUGCCGGACCGCAGGUCAACCGGUGCUCCACCAGGAUUCGGUCUGCCCGCUUACGCCAAUGCCAAUGCUGGUGUGGCGAGCCCGCUUCUGUUCGGCGGUGGCGGCGGACCUUUUAGCUCUGACAUGAGACGCAGCAUCAGCGCGUUCCGCGGGACGCCGCCGAGUGGACAGGAGGGCUGA
Messenger RNA from Coniosporium apollinis CBS 100218, 2469 nucleotides. RefSeq lists its product as uncharacterized. Gene Ontology annotation, cellular component: telomerase holoenzyme complex. The coding region runs from base 1 to 2469 and encodes 822 amino acids. Gene Ontology annotation, molecular function: telomerase RNA binding; protein binding; telomeric repeat DNA binding. Lineage: Eukaryota; Fungi; Ascomycota; Dothideomycetes. Gene Ontology annotation, biological process: nuclear-transcribed mRNA catabolic process, nonsense-mediated decay. The record is from RefSeq and is a predicted model, not a curated record. The transcript has 7 exons.